UGUUGGUGUAACUGUAUAAAUAUACCAACAUAUCAAUAUAUACAGUCAUCGCCUACAACACUGAAGCUUGAACAAUGAACAGACAUCAAGAGCACCAGCUACCGUUAUAAAGGCAGAAGCUCCUCACGUCACUGUCCAUAAUCAGCUGAUGAGAUCCAUGACCCGCGGCCCAUAAGUUUACAACUGUGCCUUCCUCAAGUUCCUUUGAAAAACUGUUACGCUUGUGAUACGCUCACAGGUGAAGUCUCCGCCAGCAGGGGUCACAAAGGCUCAGCGCCGCCACACAACAUCAAGACAAAGGCCAAGACACCGAAACCGAAAAGACACGCCAGAUUAACCGAGAAAAGUGUGAAGAAGAAUCCCGUUAGGACAUCACAGGAGCAGCAAUAACAAGAUGUUUGAGGCAGUGAAGAAUAUUUUGGGCGAUUUAGAAGUUGACAGUAGUGGGUUUCUUCUUGUGUCUGGAACAGCCACAACCUCACCUAGCCCUCUGGUGACCCAUCUUAUGACCACAAGUCUGGCCUCUAACCAGAAAGUGUGUCUUGUUCUUCUACAUAAUACUUUUGGGCACUACUGCAACAUUGGUAGUAAAUUGGGUUUUAAUUUGAAGCAGCAUCAAGAGCAAGGUAGUUUGAAAGUUAUUGAAGGAUUGAAGCUUUUUUGUGAGAUUUUUACAACAGAUGCUUCUGAUAUUGAUAGUCAUCCCUUUAGUUUUAUUCAAAGAACUUAUGAAAACCAGUUAUGUAGUAUCUAUCACCUCAUAAAGAAAAAUGUACUGCCAUGGAAAGAAGUAGGUGAAAAGGUUCAAAUUAUUGUUGAGAAUGUUACUUCUUUCCUAAGUCUUGGAGUCAAAACUGAAGAGAUUGUUCUUUUUGGUCAUUACUGUAGGAACCUUGUAAAAAAUUCCUCAAGCACAACCUCAGGUUCCUUGGUGAUGGUUACAACAGCUGAUAAGGAUGAUGAUGCAGCCACACAGGUCACAAAUUCUCUGAUGCAUUUGGCUUCAGCUCAUAUUUCUCUCAGAGGACUACAGACUGGUUCAGCAAGGGAGGUUCAUGGAGACUUGAGACUUAAAUGGUUUGAGAGCAGGACCCCCACCCAGUGUUUGCCCACUGCCUUACAUAUGCAAUACAAAAUGGAGGAGAGAAAUAUGAAGUUAUUUGCCCCUGGAAUGUCUGCAAAUGUCUUAUGAAAUUGUCUGUAUGGAAAUUUUCAGGAAAACCAUGAUGGAUACAUCCUGGAUUAAGCCCAAGAAUAGAGAUACUGUUUAGGAAAUUUAGUUACAAUAUAGUUUUUACAUUCAUAUGACAUGCAUAAUUCUUAUUCAGUUUUACUUUGAAAUCCUAUUUAUUAAACUUCACUGUGUAUUGUUUAUAUCUAUAUUUAUUUAUUUACUUAUUUGUUUUAUGCAUGAUUAUUUGUUUAUUAUUUUAUGCAUGUAAGGUGCAGUAGUAAAGCAUGCAGGUACAGAAGAAAGUGUUGAGUAGUACAAAGCCCUCAAGGCCAAUGUUUUUGAAUAAUUGAUUUAGCAUGUUGCUGGAUGAAGGGUGUGCCAAGGCACUAAGUGAGAUUAAGAAAUCGAAGCCACACCAAGGUGAAUUUCCAUUUACACAUAAAGAAAAGUUAAAUGAAUGGUUAAGGAAUAUUACCCAGAGAUUGAAAUGAAUCAUCACUUCCAGUGAUCUGGAAUGGAGCAUAAAGUUUCCUUUAGAAAUGCAUGAAGAUAUCCUUUUCCCAUUCUCUGCUGUUCUAAGGCAGAAAUUAUGGAAGAGACCAUAGUCACUGUGCAGUGUGCAUGCCCAAGACCAUCUUUGAUAGAUGGCUGAAUUAGCAUUGUCUGCCACCAUCCCGCUCCCCUCAAACUCAGGAGUGUUUGUAUGAAAGGAAUCUGAGGCAGUUAUUAGGCAAGAAUUGUCCUGGUCUCUGAAAGUAACACUGUCCUCAUGUUAAUCCUGUCUUACACAUUCUCAAAUUGAUUUUGCUUUACAGUUUCUUAAGGUCCAUGAAUAGAGCAUAAACUUUCUUCUCAUUUCUCUGCUGCAUCUGUUACUCUCCUAAGUGCUUACUGCUCUACACUAUUCCUUUUCUAUGUUGAAUUUUACACUUUCAAAUAAUAUUUGAUGAUAAAUAUUUUCAGCCACACCCACAUCCCUCCAUAAUCUCUUGAUAUUCACUUGUACAGCUCUUACCCUUGCAGACUGGGAUAAUAAUGGCCAUUAUCAUGUUUUGUACACUUCCUUCUUCACAUUAUUCCAUCCAUAACUCCAUUUGCAGUCCUCCCCUUAACACAUUUUUCUCUCCCACCUGUUGGUGUACCCUCCUCUCACCAAAACAUGCCUUUCAGAAAUUUUCUCACCUUCUCAUUAAACUCUAUAAAUUCCUGAUCCACCAUCAAUCCACAACUUUUCACUUUUAGUAUAACACCCAUUUUUUCCUUGCAUUCCUUCCUAUUUUCAUUACCUCCUGUCGAAUAAUACAUUCUUUUUUAGUUUCAAAAAUCCCUUCAACAUUUACAGGUUUUCAUAUUCCCUCAUUCAUCAUGCAACUCUCCUUAUUAUUAUCACUCAUUUACCCCUAUAACUUUUUACCUUAAUUAUCCUUCUCUGUUUAUUUCCUUUAUAUAACUUAUGUUUUUCCUUUAGUUUUAUUUAUUUGUAGUAUCUAACAACAAUCCCUCAAAUACUUUAUCUUUUACAACUCUUGUAUCCACCACUUCUAUGUUGAUCAUCUGGUCAGUCUUCUUUAUAUGGCUACUUUUGCAGUGGGAUUAUAAACAAAUUAAAAUGUU
Portunus trituberculatus (swimming crab) is the source of this 2788-nucleotide messenger RNA. RefSeq names its product elongator complex protein 6-like (gene Elp6). Gene Ontology annotation, cellular component: elongator holoenzyme complex. The transcript has 2 exons. The coding region runs from base 395 to 1192 and encodes 265 amino acids. The record is from RefSeq and is a predicted model, not a curated record. Gene Ontology annotation, biological process: tRNA wobble uridine modification. NCBI's taxonomy places the organism in Eukaryota, Metazoa, Arthropoda, Malacostraca, Decapoda, Portunidae.